AUCAUUUCACAACAGCCAGAGAAGGAAGAAGAAACUUUGAAGGCAAGCGAGUGAGCCACAAGAAAAGGCCAGAGACAUGACCCAAAGGAGAAGAUUGCUUUGACACCCUCCCAGCCCUCCCUUCCCUUCCCUCGUCUGAGUCUGCCGACUCUCAUCGACCAUCCGCCCACCGCCGCGUCCAGCACUAAGGAUCCACCCACCCUCCGUUGAGACUGAGGGACUCGGGGACAUCUUCCUUUCGAUCCAUGGGCCCCGGGUGGGCCUGGCCGCUGCCAGCCUGAACCCGUCAAUUGCGGCGUGAGUUCCAGCCCUCGAGCGUCGGUCGGCCCCGGUCCGCCCCGGUCAUGCGCCCGGAGCUCCGGGUAGGCCCUGGGCGAUUGGCACGCACGGCGAAUCCGUGCCUUCUUCGAAGAUGACUCCCCCGCCCGGCAUCCCGUUGCCACCCACGGCUCCGGGCUCGGAUGGGGACUUCUUCCCGGCGGGCGGCUUGCCGACGAACGCGUUGCAGAGCCCGGGUUGCCCCUCGCUGCCUACGGCCGAUUGGUAUUGGGGCGACAUCUCGCGCGACGAGGUCAACGAGAAGCUCAAAGACACGGUGGACGGCACGUUCCUCGUGCGGAACGCCUCAUCCAAGGGCGGGGAGUACACGCUCACCCUGCGCAAGGGUGGCACCAACAAGUUGGUCAAGAUAGGCCACCAAGAUGGGCGUUACGGUUUUAGCGAGCCCUUUCAAUUCCAGUCGGUGCUCGAACUGGUCGAGUUCUACCAGAACCGCUCGCUCAAGGAAUACAAUCCGGCCUUGGACACCCGGCUCCUUUUCCCCGUGUCCCGUCGACAGGAGGAAGGCGUCGAGCAGGGCUUGGACCCAUUGGCCGUGGCUCAAAAGCUCCAGGACAUCAAUAUGACCUACUUGACGCGCUCGCGUCAGUAUGACAAGUUCUACGACGAUCACCAAUCCACUGCCCAGAGCAUUCAAGACCGACGGCAGGGCGUGUCGGCCUUUGAAGGCACCAUAUCGCUGUUCCAGGAGCAAAUCGCGCUCCACGCCGCCGCCCAAGAAAAGAUCUUUCCGCACGAAAAGACGUCGCUCGAGAAUAACUUUGAGAUCCUCCAGUCCAAGCUCCGCCAGUAUCAGGAACAACUCCAAAAGCUCCGCCAGGAGCUCGAUCGAUUUUACCAGAAGAAUCGCUACUAUGAGCGGGAGAUGAACUCCCUCAAGCCCGAGAUUAUCGAACUGUACAAGCAACGCCAACAGCACCAAGGCUGGCUCCUCAAGCACGGCGAGAGUGAGGACACGGUCACGCGCAUGCUCGAGCAAUCCGCCUUGGACAAUGUGGAGCCACAUACGGCUGGACGGCCCAGUCUCCAAUCCCUGCCCCAUGACGACCCCACCACGUGGCUCAUGAUCGAGCUGGACCGGCGACACGCCGAAGCCGUGCUCGCUGGUCAACCUCACGGCACGUUUCUCAUUCGGAAGUCUCGCGAGGGCAACUUUGCCCUCUCCAUCGUGUGCAAUGGUAAACCCGCGCAUUGUAUCAUAUUCCGCGGGGAACGCGGCUACGGCUUCGCUGAGCCCUACAACAUAUACCGCUCGCUCAAGGACUUGGUGCUUCACUAUGCCAACAACAGCCUGGAGGAGCACAAUCCCAAUCUGAGCAACACCAAACUGAGUCGACCCGUGGGGGCGCCUCCCACCAAUAACCGCAGUCGAGGUUCGAGUCUGUGCUCGAUUUCGGGCGGCGCUGGUGGGGGUGAUGAGCACGCCACCUACAUUGAACCCGGUCGAUUAUGAUGGGAAUUGCUCACGACAUGACAUCUCAAACACACACACUCACACACGUACUGCUGUCCUUCUCAUCCAUGCAUCCAUCCUUUCGGCUUGCCUCUUGGCUCGAGACAGAAUGGAUGGCCUCGACGAUGAUGGAUGUUGAUAGCUUCGAAGACGGACUCCGACGAAAACGCACAUUUAGCCGGAACUCGCUCCGCAUACUUUUUCGUCUUCUUUUUUUCAUGUCUUUGAAACCUUGUCAGGCUGUGGUUCUCCAUGAGAACUCGAACGAAGGGGAGUCGGGUGUUUCCUUCCUGUGCAUGCGCUCUCACUGAAAGAACAAUCGCUCGUUUCGAAGUGUUCAGUGAACAACUACUAGAGAACGAAAGAGAUCUAACCGAGAUCGUUUUGUAUUGUUAUUGUACCGCCACUAUGUUGUUAGUUCAUGGAUUGCCAGUCAAUACAAACCAUAAAGCACUUGGGUGCGAGCCCAGAACCUCAUGGAAAGAAGAGAUCUUCCAUGUCUGUACCGUGCUAUUAAGUCAAUCUUUAUUUCUCUUUUAG
Tigriopus californicus is the source of this 2332-nucleotide messenger RNA. RefSeq names its product phosphatidylinositol 3-kinase regulatory subunit gamma-like (gene Pi3K21B). The record is from RefSeq and is a predicted model, not a curated record. The transcript has a single exon. Lineage: Eukaryota; Metazoa; Arthropoda; Copepoda; Harpacticoida; Harpacticidae. Bases 413 to 1792 code for a protein of 459 amino acids. Gene Ontology annotation, biological process: insulin receptor signaling pathway; phosphatidylinositol phosphate biosynthetic process. Gene Ontology annotation, molecular function: 1-phosphatidylinositol-3-kinase regulator activity. Gene Ontology annotation, cellular component: phosphatidylinositol 3-kinase complex.